Messenger RNA from Haliotis rubra (blacklip abalone), 1315 nucleotides. RefSeq lists its product as uncharacterized. The transcript is spliced from 3 exons. NCBI's taxonomy places the organism in Eukaryota, Metazoa, Mollusca, Gastropoda, Lepetellida, Haliotidae. The coding region runs from base 83 to 1075 and encodes 330 amino acids. The record is from RefSeq and is a predicted model, not a curated record. Gene Ontology annotation, molecular function: acyltransferase activity, transferring groups other than amino-acyl groups.
CCUAUUUUAUCCGAGGACCAUCUCUUCUAUAAAACCCUGACCGGGUCUCCGUGAGCCACUACUACACAUAAACAAGCUGAACAUGGCCAAGAUUUUGAAGAAACUUGCUUCAGCUGUGUCUCUCACAAGAGGGCUACACCUAUCACGAGCAUAUGCGUAUCCUGCAUCGCACGUUGGAAAGAGCUUUUCCACUGCACGAGAAGGGGUUGACUAUGAGGUUCGACGCAUGCGCCGCGAGGACAUUCAAGGCCUGUACGAGCUGACGUCCGCCAACCAGUGGAACAUGGAGAGAGACUACUUGGAGUGUAUUUUCGACACGGAUUCCUCGGGACUGUUGGUGGUGGUCACACCCACUGGGGAGGUUAUAGGACACAAUGGCAUUCUGUCACACAGUGACACGUUCGCUUCGUCGGGAAUGAACAUAGUGAAAGAAGAAUACCGAGGAACGGGCAUAGGGAAGACGCUGUUUCGGUCCGUCAUGGACGUCAUGAAUCAUCGCAACGUUGGAGGAACAGCGUUGUCCAACAGAAUCACGUUUUAUGAACAGUUUGGAUGGACCAUCCCAUCCUAUACUUUCCACUAUAACAUGGGGCCCGUGAGCCCUGACUUCGUAAAGGAGCCGAGUAAAGGAGAUUUUGACAUCAUCCCAAUAGAAGACGUCAAUUUUGAUGACGUCGUUACAUACGAUGCAGACAUCCAUACAUUGCCAAGACCGUCCUACUUGAAGAACUGGGUCUUGUUUCAGAAGGCAAAGACCGUUGUUGCCGUUCAAAAUGGAAAGGUUUGUGGAUAUGGGGUACUGAGAGCGGCGGAUAUUGGCUUUCGUAUGUAUCCACUUUUUGCAGACAGUGACAAAAUUGCUCAUGCCCUGUUCUGUAAACUGGCUUCAUUUGUGCCAGAAAACGGAGAGGUCAUUUUCACGCAGCCGAUCGAGAACAAGAAAGCUUGCGAGUUCGUUCAGGCCAACAAGUUUAAUAAUUAUCUUUCCAUGACCAGAUUGUACAAUAAACAUGACAUGGUUGUUGAUAUUAACAGGGUCUAUUCGGUUUCAUCCACGGAAUAUGCAAUUGUGUGAGGUGUGAAUGAUCAUAAUGAUUCACUCAAACAUACAGUUACAAUGUUCAUAUCGAAUGAGCUGAAUUUGACCGAGUUAACAUGAAACACAUUUCCAUACAUUUAGGGCAUGGUCCCUAGUUCUAUAAAGUUUUACAUUCACCAUAACAUUCAUGUUAACUACAAUGCUUUCUGUUUAUGUUUUGUCAAUGUCUACUCAAUAUCUGCCUGUAUGAUUACGAAAUAAAAAUAUAUGGUAUGA